Meloidogyne enterolobii is the source of this 1051-nucleotide messenger RNA. The record is from the annotation of a GenBank genome assembly. Lineage: Eukaryota; Metazoa; Nematoda; Chromadorea; Rhabditida; Meloidogynidae.
CGGGAUGAAGUCUUCUGCAACUGGAAAAAUAAAAAAGUUGGAAAUUAAAAUGCCUGAUUUGACCCCUCCACCAAGUAUGGCCGACAAUUUGGACGACAAAUUUGUUAUGAAAACCGAUAAUGGAUCUGAAGUUGUCGUUUCUGCCAAUGAACUCGAAAAGAUUAUUGAAUUAGGCAGAGGUGCUUAUGGUGUGGUAGAGGAAAUGAGGCAUCGGCCAACUGAUCUUAUUUUUGCUGUCAAGAGAAUUCAUUCCUCAAUAAAUGAUGAAAGCCAGAAGAGAAUGUUUGUUGAGUUGGAUGCGUGUAUGAAAAGUGGAUGUUGUAAACAGAUGGUUCGUUUUUUUGGUGCAAUGUAUAGAGAAGGAGAUGUUUGGAUUUGUAUGGAAGUUAUGGAUAUCUCCUUGGAUAAAUUUUACCGUCUUUGUGUUGAUAUGGGUCGAAAAUUGCCAGAGCCUUUUCUUGCAAGAGUUGCUUAUUCGGUUGUCGUUGGGUUAAAUUUUAUGAAGGAACAAAUGAAUCUAAUUCAUAGAGAUGUAAAACCUUCAAAUAUUUUAUUACAAAGGAAUGGAGAAGUUAAAAUAUGUGAUUUUGGUAUUUCUGGGCAUUUAACCAAUUCUGUUGCAAAAACAAUUAAUGCUGGUUGUAAACCAUAUAUGCCUCCAGAACGGAUUGAAGGAGAAUCGAAGGAAGCAUAUGGAGUACAGGCUGAUGUUUGGAGUUUGGGAAUAACUUUGGUUGAAAUUGCAAGUGGUCAACAUCCUUAUGGAAAAUGGAAAACACCAUUUGAACAACUUAAACAAGUUAUUCAAGAACAAGCACCUUCAGUUGAUCGGUCACUUGGUUAUUCUGAUGAUUUUCACGAUUUUGUUGCAAUUUGUUUAACAAAAGACUUUCAACAAAGGCCAAAACACAAGGAAUUAUUGGGGCAUCCUUUUUUGAAAAAUGUAAAUAAUGAUGAUUUUGAUGCUGCUGAAUUUAUAAGUUCAAUACUUGAUGUCUCACAAAUGAAGAGACAACAAAUUUUGACAGCUUUAAGUAUUGAUCAAACAUGA